CGUAGUAUAUGGAUGGCCCCAAUAAGCAGAGACGUCAAUCCUGACACGUAGACAUAUCAAAUCCCUUCCGUGUUUAAAACUUAGUCACAUCACAAAGUCAAAACUAAUCUAUAAAUUCUCACUUCGUUCCAAACCUUCCACCAGUUACAGCAUCAAAAAAUAUUUUGGAAUAAUACUCACCUCAAACUCUUAGAAAUUAUAAACUAAAAAGAUUUAUACUUAUAAAAAAUUUGUUAAAAUGUCCCAAGCACAAUUAUUAUCCGUCCCCCGGCCCCCCGCCGAGGUCAAGAGGACGGCUGUAGGGUCAACCCGCAAUCCGGAGACUUUAUUCAGACAUUUCGUCCGAGAAUAUUCCGAAUGCGGUAUUUCUCUCAAAGCUGCAGCUUGUUGCGUCGCCAUUUUGGAAAUUCUCUUCUUCGCCUGUAUUAUGCUGACUACGUCGUACUUCUACAUUUUUGGUGAACGUCACGCACGUCUCAAUGCGAUCGUUAUUGAGAAGGAAAAAAAUUCUGUCUCGACCAUCUCCGAGGGUCUCGUGAUUUUUGGAUUUGUCGUCGCUGUGAUCCUGGGUUUAAUCCAUCUCAGACUUUUGACUGGAAUAUACCAGGCAAACUUCGAGGCUAUCACGGGCUGCUGGGCAGCUAUGGUCGCCUUCUUCAUCGCUUUUUUUGGAUUCAUGAUUCUUGCACAUAUUAAUGAAGGUAAAAAUCUCCACAUUCCGAAAGAAGAAGUUUUCAUAACGUUGUCCAGUUUCUACGCAAUUUGGCUCGUGGGUUGCUUCCGAGUUGAAAUGAAGGUCAAGAUGGAAGCCAAGAAAUCCAACAACGCUGACAACCUUGAUACUCUUAGGAUGAUUGAACUUAUUUUAUUGAACUGACAUCAAACUGAUAAUUGGACUCAUUUAUUUUUGUCAAUUUACAGUACGAUGGUGUCAAGUGUAAUCCUCCGAUUUGGGUCAAAUUUUUAAAUUAUCUACAUACGUGGCCCGUCAAGUUAAUCAACGUUUAUUGAGGUAGUAUCUGCUAUGGUUCGAAUUUCCCUAAACUAUUUGAGGUCAAAUUUGAAAAAUUGACCAAACGCCGGAAGCAAACCCCACUCUAAUUCCCUUAGUAGAGAAAAAUCACCCAUUUUUUUAACUUUGCCGUCAAAUAUUUUGCCUAAUUCCCGUCAUCGAACAAUCCGCCUGAAGAAACGUUGCUCGAAUUUACUUGGACCACGUAAUUUUAAAAUUUUAACUAAAUCAGAGGGUUGAACUUCACACCAUCGCAUUGCUAAUGGAAGGUUGUAGUUCCUGGCCCGUAAGUCUUUAUUCAGUUAAAUUUAAAUAUAGGAAAAGUGAAAGGAUAAGGGCUCACUUGUAGUACUUAGAGGGGCCGGAUUAGGCCUUUUUGUCAACGUUUCGACCUCAAAGGGUCUUCUUCAGGACGACGAAGAGGAUUCUUGAAGAAGAUUCUUGAGGAUUCUUGAGGUUGAAUCCUCUUCGUCGUCCUGAAGAAGACCCUUUGAGGUCGAAACGUUGACAAAAAGGCCUAAUCCGGCCCCUCUAAGUACUACAAGUGAGCCCUUAUCCUUUCACUUUUCCUAUUAUAUUCUCACUGCACAAUUUACAUAUUAAAUUUAAAUAUAUACAAUCAAAUAAUUUACAUAUUUAUGUAUACACAUAUUAUUAUUGUAACUUAAAUUCCAUACAAAAAUGUACUUUAAUCCUGCAUAUUAGAUGUUUUCAUUUAACUUUUUUAAUUUGUUACUCGUCAUAAAAAUUCUAAAAUCUUUGUGAAAUGAAAUGUUAGUUAGAAAAAUAUGUUUCUCUUGUCAAAGUUGUAAACAUUUUUCAAUAAUACUUAAAAUUAACUUUGACAUAUUUUAUUAUAGUAGUAGUAGUAUCAUUAUUUAGUAUAAGUUAAUUUAGGUAUAGCCCAGCUUAUGUGUAAUUCUAUCUUCAUCCACCUUCAAAAACGUGUGCCCUUUACGUAUAAAGUAUUGAUUCUAAAGGUCAUAAUUUCGUGUCCUAACUUCAUAAUUUACAAAGUAUUUCAUUAUUCAUUUUGUACAAAAAUCAGGUCUACACAAGAUUUUUCCAACAUUUCAAAAAAGUGUUCUUAGUUAUCACUUAAAAUUGAUUAGUGUAAUUAUGGCUUGCUUAUAAAGUGGAAGGAGAUACUCAAUAAAAUUUUUCAAUAAAUAAGGGAUUAAAUUGA
Molecule: messenger RNA, 2198 nt
Organism: Folsomia candida
Lineage: Eukaryota; Metazoa; Arthropoda; Collembola; Entomobryomorpha; Isotomidae
Exons: 4
Coding region: 239-877 (212 amino acids)
Source: RefSeq, a predicted model, not a curated record